AGAAAGACAGAACAGAAUCAUAGUCCUCUUCCUAAAAUAUAAUAAUAAAUUAUAAACCCUUCUUAGAUUCUAAUUAACAUUUUUUAUUUCUUAAUUUAAUUUUUCUAAUUCCUAUAAUAAACAAAAAAACAAGAUUUGACAUUGGCUUUUCCUUUGUGUAUUUUCUUUUGUCAUUGGCUAAGGUUUUCAUUAUAGAAACAACAAGAAGAAGAGGAUAAAUAUUGUUGUCUCUGUCUCUCUUCUUUCUCUCUCUAAACUCAAGAUCUUCCUUGCUUUCGGUGCUUUUUUAAUUUCAGAGUCCUCUGUUUCUUUCUCUCUCUCUCUCUCUCUCUGCCCUUAUUACUCGAUCUAGUCUUUCUGUAAUCUCUGAAUCGAAAACAGACCUCAAAGUUCCAUAUAUUUACAGGUUUAGUUAUCUUCUAGCUUGGUUUUUCUUCAUUGAGUUUAAUGCUUUGGUUAUCAAGAUAAGCUAAGUUAAGCUAAGCUUUCAUUUGGGUUGCUUCUUCUACAAGAUCUUAUCCCAACUCUGCUUACAAUUUAAGCUGAAAAAAAAAAAAAAGAGAGAACUUUAAAAAUUUUCUCAGGAAAGUGAAAGAAGCAAAAAAGAAAAAAAUUCCCAGAAUUUUAUGGGAAAGAUAGAAAGAGGGUACGUCUUCAAAUACUGGCACGAGCUCGUAUAGAUUUUAAGCUUAACCCUUUAUAGAGAGAGGAAAGUAAAAAUCAAAGGAAGAAGCUUUCAUGGAUUCUAGUCAUCAACAACAUCAGAAUCAUCAACCCAAUUCAGGGUUGUUGAGAUAUCGUUCAGCUCCGAGUUCUCUCUUUGUGAAUUUCAAUGAUAAUAAUAAGAACAGUUUUUCAAUGGAGGGUUCUGAAUCAGAGAGAUUGUUCUCUGGAUUCGUUAAUUAUAGUGGAAGCAAUGGUAGUGAAUCUUGUCCGCCGAGUUUUCGAGAUUUGGACGAUAAGUCUUCGGUUAUGGGAGGUGGCCAACAGAACCAGAGGUAUAAUAAUAGUGGGCUUCCUCCUCAUUAUCCAAGACAAAGCUCUAAUAUGAGUAACUCUGUUUUGGAUAAUGGUUCCUUUGGAUUAAUGGGUUCAAUGGCUAUGGAUACUCAUAAUACUCAGCCUAAUAAGUCUCUCAACUCCAAUCUUCUUAGGCAAAGUAGCUCCCCUGCUGGCCUUUUUUCUCAUAUCUCUCUCCCAAAUGGCUAUGCCACCAUUAAAGGCUCUGGAAACUAUGGUGGACUGAAUAAUAAUAAUAGUAAUGGUACUGCUAGUCAAGGGGAAAUGAGUCCACCAACAAACAGAUUGAAGAGUCAGCUUAGUUUCUCACCAAGAAUUCCUUCAUUGGGUAUGUUAUCUCAGAUUUCAGAGGUUGAAAGUGAGAACAACCUUGAGGCAAAUACACUUGAUGAAGAAAAUAAGCUUGGAAAUAAUAAUGAGAAUAAUACUAGUGAUGUUCAAUUCUAUGGCUCUGGAUUCUCAUUUGGUUCUUGGAAUGAUUCAUCAAAUUUCUCAGAUAGUUAUGGUGGUUUAAGAAGAGACCAAGAUAAGAAUAAUGAAGAGAUGGGAAACCGAAUUCAGUUGCUGUCACACCACUUGAGUUUGCCAAAAUCUUCUGCAGCAGAAAUUAGUAUGGAAAAGUUCUUGCAUUUUCAAGAUGCUGUUCCUUGCAAAGUUAGAGCAAAGCGUGGUUGUGCUACUCAUCCAAGAAGUAUUGCUGAAAGAGUAAGAAGAACCCGAAUCAGUGAACGAAUGAGAAAACUGCAAGAGCUUGUCCCAAACAUGGAUAAGCAAACAAACACUGCAGACAUGUUGGACUUGGCUGUAGAGUACAUCAAAGACCUUCAAAAACAGUUUAAGACACUCAGCGAUAAACGGGCGAAUUGCAAGUGUUUAAAUAUGCAGAAGGCAAUCCCAAAUCAAGUUAUUUGAUUUAGUUCCAAACAGAUAAAAGAAUCUGAUAAUGAAGUAGUAGUGAAUAGAAACUACAUCUUAUUUUUUUCUUUAAUGCACUAAAAAGUCCAAAGUAGAAAGAGAGUUACAAGAGUUUUACUACCCUUUUUAGCUGGUGUGAAGGAGAAGGUUAAAUUGUCUUUCAAGAUCACACAAGCUAACAAGUGUUUCUAGUUACUUCAAUAUAAUGCAAAAAGAAAUGGGAAAAAGGAAAAAAGUUGUAUAUGACAUGUCCUAAUAAUGCAUUUUCAUUUUUAUGUU
Messenger RNA from Cannabis sativa, 2214 nucleotides. Its product is annotated as transcription factor bHLH130. Gene Ontology annotation, biological process: regulation of transcription by RNA polymerase II. Gene Ontology annotation, cellular component: nucleus. Gene Ontology annotation, molecular function: protein dimerization activity; RNA polymerase II cis-regulatory region sequence-specific DNA binding; DNA-binding transcription factor activity, RNA polymerase II-specific. Bases 739 to 1932 code for a protein of 397 amino acids. The record is from RefSeq and is a predicted model, not a curated record. NCBI's taxonomy places the organism in Eukaryota, Viridiplantae, Streptophyta, Magnoliopsida, Rosales, Cannabaceae. The transcript has 6 exons.